Messenger RNA from Colletotrichum aenigma, 705 nucleotides. RefSeq lists its product as uncharacterized. Bases 1 to 705 code for a protein of 234 amino acids. Gene Ontology annotation, cellular component: kinetochore. The transcript has 3 exons. The record is from RefSeq and is a predicted model, not a curated record. NCBI's taxonomy places the organism in Eukaryota, Fungi, Ascomycota, Sordariomycetes, Glomerellales, Glomerellaceae. Gene Ontology annotation, biological process: kinetochore assembly.
AUGGAUGAGCCUCAAACCCAGGCGACCUCAACGUCCAAACAGGAAGACGAGGUGCCGCCCUACCUGUUAUCCAAAGAUGAGCAGCGCGUUCUGGAGCUCUACGAUGAGCUGCGCGACCUCGAGGUGAAGAUUGCCCUCGUCAGAGCGCAACAGAGUUACAGACCAGAUUCUUCAGCUCCAGACAGCCAAGAUGAUGUGCGAAAAGCGCAGGAGGACGCGGCCAAGGCGCGUGCUGGAUGGCUCUUGAGGAACGAUAUCACGGAUAGCGUCAUGACCGCCAACCCCAUCCUCAAAGCUGUGCAUGGAAGCACACAAGCCACGCCCAUUGAAGUGGACCUUUUACCGCACAUCAACUCCCGCGAUACCUCGUCCGUCGCCCUCGCGCAGACAUCUAAUGAGAUCCGCACGACUCUCGACAAACUCACUGACGUCGAGGCCGAGAGCCUCCGUGUCGGCCGGCGCAACGUCGAACUCACCGCCGAGGUGCUCCGAUUAGCGGAGGAGGCUGAGAGGAGGAAGGCCGGCGAGACCGACGAUCCGGCCGUGCAGGCCCAGAUGGCAAGCUUACAGGCCGAGUUGAAAGCGAGCAGACAGCGGUGGAAGGUCAUGAAAGGGACUGCGAGUGCCGUCGUGGCCGGGAGCGGUGUUGAUUGGGCGAGGGACGAGGAGUUGAGAGAGAUGGUGCUGGAUCCUGAGAAUGACUGA